GAUGACUCAUGGUGUAAAACUAAGAGGUUUCUAUCACAGCAUUUUGAAAUUUAUAAUCCAGAGUUAGUACCAGAUUUAUUGGUUGAAAAGUACUUAGAGGAAACUGAUGAGAUGGUCUGUUUGGUCAAUAUGAAUCGUUAUUCUAAUAACCUGGUCAGGGGUAUAAAUAUCGUGCGAUGUGAAGCCAGUCAAUUUCAGAAGAUUCUUACUAUUACACCUCCACCAUCUCCACCUUUAAGAAAUGAAUUUAUUUCA
Molecule: messenger RNA, 255 nt
Organism: Dentiscutata heterogama
Lineage: Eukaryota; Fungi; Glomeromycota; Glomeromycetes; Diversisporales; Gigasporaceae
Source: the annotation of a GenBank genome assembly